Molecule: messenger RNA, 2771 nt
Organism: Cantharellus anzutake
Lineage: Eukaryota; Fungi; Basidiomycota; Agaricomycetes; Cantharellales; Hydnaceae
Exons: 7
Coding region: 29-2674 (881 amino acids)
Source: RefSeq, a predicted model, not a curated record
CCGGCAAUAUCCGCACGGUGCGGUGUCGAUGAAUCAGUCAGCUCUAAAGAGAUCCAAUUUGGACUUCGGACCGCCAAUGGGUGAGCCCUCCUCUAAACGUGUACCCAAGACGACUCUUGCGGUUCUUCCCGAUGACCUGGACGAAGCCACCCACCAGAGUCUGAACGAUCGUGUCCUGCGCAACAUGCAGGUCUACAAAAAUCUUGGCAUGCUUUCCCAACAAGGUGGCACUCGUCUUGCUCUUCUCCAAAGCAUUGUGCAGCAGUCAGAUGGACUACUCGUCUCGAAAGAUGUACAUGAGCUGAGUGCUCUAAUAACAAACCACCCGGAGCUGGGGGCUAAGUUGGACGAAGCGUGGAACAAAGAAUCAUUCAAUGACAUACGAAACCUGAAAAUUCUUCGUCCAGCUGUUCAGCAUGCGGGUUUUGCGGAUCUUGAAGUGAUACUUGACUCUCAGUUAUCCAAAGAUGCGGCGGUCAAGUCAUGGUCUUCCACAUACAAAGGAAACGCUGCCGACAUUCUUUCCCUGUACAUGACGGGACCAUGUGGCCCUAAUGUGUAUGCUCGCCUCUUACCAGUCGUGCAGUCGUCUGGGAUGGGGAAAUCGCGAAUGGUCGACGAGUUCUCCAAGUACCACUUUGUAGUCCCUUUCAAUCUCCGUAAGGGAGUUGAAGGAUAUCCAGCCCCUGACCAUGCUAUCCUCCAUUGGCUCACAUACCCUGGCCUCUCACAACUUGCGAGCGAUGAUCGCUUCAGCGCAUUUCUCACUGCGUUGUUCGAGAAACUAUCUGACGUCCUUGAUGACCUAAAAUCAAGGAUCAAGUCCUCUAAGCUCUCAGAUGCCGAGAAGACGGCCACAUUAAAGAACUAUCCUGAAUCCCUUGCCGAGCAGUUUCGGCUUUUUAUGACAGUUGGACAGCAGUUUGAUGAGCAAGGUCCUCUGCGUGUGCAAUUUUACAAGGACGUAUUGAACAGAGCGAAUAAGGCAAGUCGUCUGUUCUAUGUCGCCGCUAUGACCCUCACAGUCGAGGCAGCUAUCUUCAGUACGGUUGAACUUACUUCUGUCAUCAAAAGAGUAUUAGAAAAGAUCGCUCCUGAUUACCAGAGUGCACAGCAUACUCCCGUGUUGUGUUUGGCGUUUGAUGAAGCCCACACUUUGACAACUCCAAAUCCUGGUGGAGACCCGAUUCCAUUCACGUCGUUGAGACGCGCUUUGCGGGCUUUAAGGACAUUUCCUAUCUGGAGUCUCUUCUUGUCCACAACAGGAAAAUCUGACCAGUUCUCCCCACCAUCUCACCUUGAUCCAUCGAGCCGCAUUCUCAAAGGUGAACUUGUCAGUAUCAAACCGUUCAGCGCACUGGGUUUUGAUCACAUGGCGAAGGAGUUUGAUGGGGUCAUGACUCUGGAUAAUGUCACUGAGUUAUCAUAUAGGUUAUCACUAGGUCGUCCCUUAUGGCUAACACGCUACCAAGCGGGCGGAGACCGCGUCAAAGAGACAAUCACCACAUUUGCUAUUGAGAAACUUCUCUGUCGUGCAUGGAAAAGGGACAACUUGGCCCGCGCGGAAAUGUUUGCCGUGAUGUCUCAUCGUCUUGUCCUGGACUUCAAUACGACCGUUUACUCUGGUCAGCAACGAGCGGAGGCGGAAAGGGACCAGAUGCGCCAAGUCGAGAGGCACAUGCGUGUAUGCUUGGGUGUCAAGGAAGGGUUCGAGUCUGUCGUCACGGUUGCAGCAUCCGAACCGAUCCUCACCGAGGCCGCGGCCACCAUCUUGUGCUCCAUCCGGGAUACGGUCCGGUCCUGUCAUAUGUUAGAAGACAUCUUGCAGUGGCCUGGAAUAAGUAAGGGAGAUCGGGGAGAACUCAUUACCUGCAACAUUAUUAUCGACACCCUAGAUGACCUUAUGGGGGUCAUGGUGACCUCGUUGUUUCAGGCUCUCUUUGCCCGCGACAUCUAUGACACGUCGAUCAAGGAUUCUUUGCCUUCAAUGCUGCUGAACGGCAGCCGCAACAGAUCAUUUGCCGAGACAUUCAAGAGCUCACGCAUCUACGUCACGCAUUUCAUCAAGGUUUAUGAUUUCGAGGUACUCUCUGUCAACUAUCUCUUUAAGCUUGCUGCCCGGGGUGUCGGAGUUGUCUGUGCGGAUAAUCAAGGUGGCGUUGAUGUGGUCAUUCCAAUUCUUUACAAAGACACAGUAUUGCAAGCGGACAAUAUGACUGUCCUCAUGAUACAGUCGAAGAAUGAUCAUUCUUACUCAACCAAACCGUCGCAAGACUUGUUUGACAAAAUGGAUCCGUCCAAGCUCGGAAUUUUCCCCAAGAAACAGAAAACACUCCCAGUGAUUCGGAUGGUGAUUGCACUGGCAUCGAAGAAAUCCAUUGUUUCUGUUAUAGGGCCACCUCCACGGACGCAGCCAGCAAGGCAAGGCAAACAGCUGCCUAUAUACCGGAAGAAUGCCUACACAUCAUUUGAUGUUUGGUGUGCCAGGGCUUCUUCCAGGACUUUUCGCACCAUUAGGCCUCAGGAUGUUGCGACAUAUGAUGCCUUGCUGAGGUUGUCAAAGGAUGUCCCUGAAAUGUUUGAGCCCAGUGAAACAUUGAUACAGGAUUCUGUAAGGAGGAUGUACCCUGGUGGAACUUCUCAUGCUGGUCAUUGGUCAUUUUGUACGAAAUGAAAGGCAGCUGUGUUCAAUGUAAACACUGUACUCCGGAUCCAGAUUUGAAGACUGAUGACACUAAGGUAGACAAAAUUCAAAUCCGCCUACUACUUGU